AAAGCAGUUCAGACUGCUCCAUUUCCCUGAUUCCAUGAUUAAUUUAUUGGAUGUUACAAAAUCGGUUUUGAUUGGGACAUAGUAGAUUGGGAGAAGCCGAAAAUACUUUCGGCGUGAUAAAAGUUCAGACACCCUGUGGUAUUUUCAAAAUGGCAGACGUGAAUGUUGCAGCUAUCGAACUCUGCAAAGAAGACGAACUAAAUGAGAAAGAGAAUUUUGGAUCGCUACUACCGUGUAGAAAGCUGUCUCCACUUGAGCCGUUCAUCAAAUUAGAGGAGUAUUUUAUGCUGGAAAGAGACCGCGGAAAAUAUCUUCUCUAUAUGGCUGCUAUCGAUAGUGCUGUCCAUCAAAUCCUUGCAUCGCGUCCAAACACCAGAUCCUCCGUGGUUAAAUGCCUGGUGCUCGGCCCAGGACUUGGGAGACUCAUAGCGUUUUGUCUGGAUGCCUGCAAACAGCAAGGUGCUAAUGCUGUUGUUCAUGUUCUGGAAGCAAACCCAUUAGCUGUAGAGUUUCUACGUAAACAGUUUGGGGAUUUACUUGGCAAGACUGUUUAUAUUUAUGAUCCAUUCAUCUUCCAUCCUGAUCUGUCAGUCAAAGACCUUCCAGAGCCAUUUCAUGCAUUGUACAGAUCAUUUGACAUCAUCACAUCAGAGUUGCUUGGUUGUUUUGGUGAUGAUGAAUUUCUACCUGAGCUGACUGCAAGCCUCUACAACUUAUUUCUGCAUCCAACAAAAGGGAUUCCCAUUCCACAGUCAUGGUCUACCUAUGUUGUGCCAAUCACUAGUGCCUUGACCAUAGACCACCUUAAAAACCACAAGAAGUCGCUCAGUGCAGGGUACACUAUGGGUGUUCCUGAGGACUGCCUGUUUGUGUCUAAUGCUAAACUGGCAUGGGAUGGAGACUGCAGAAAAGCUGAGGAUGUUUAUCAAACCGAGCUGGAAUUCAAAUGUGCUGUGUCAACAGAUUAUAAUAAUAAUGAUGAGGAAAACGAUGACGAUGGUAACGAUUCUGAUGAUGAUGAGAGAAAUGAUGUAGAUAAUGAAGAAUGCUUUGUUGCUGAGAUAUGCAAAGAUAAAAGUAUGCAAGACGUAAGUGGAUGCAUAGUGAAUAAUUCCCCAAAUGUAAAAGGGAACAAACAACUACUCCACCUACCCCCUACAAAAACUGCUCCCACAGAACUCGCCAAAGAACAUGUCAAAGAAAAUCUGAACAAUUCUAGCACUUUGAUGAGAAAACAAUCAUCCAAGAUAUACAUUCAUGGAAUGUUGGGCUUCUUUACUGCAGUUCUUUUCCCUGAUAUUAUCAUUGACACACGGUCAACUAAUAUACACCAGAGAAACUGUUUUCACUGGGAGUCUUUUUUCUUCCCUUUUCUCAACCCGAUUUCACUUGACUCCAAGGGAACAAAGAAAUUAUUAUUUUCUUUGAAACGUAAAUUGGAGAGGGUGCGAGACAGAGAAGAUAAAUUAAUCAAAUUAAAACUCUGGUACGAGUGGCAGGCUUAUUCAGAGGAUUUCCAAGAAAAAAGUUCAAAGAAUAAAUGUGCAAGAAAAGAUGCUUAUAACCUGGGUACUCGGUGUAUUUAUAACAAAGAUGGUGAAACUGAUGCUGUGUAUUUGAACUGCAAAUAGCAAGAUGCCAGCAUACACCAGCCAACUAUAUUACAACCGAUGAGUUAUGCCCUGUAUUACCCAUGGACAUGUCUCGAAGCCAAACGGGGUUUCGAAUCUACGGAGGCAAUUUCCAUAUCCAUCCUGAAGAUACAAGAAGAGCACACAUAGUAUCAAGAAUCCGAGGAAUUGCGACAAGAUCAUACAUAGAAGCUACAAUCCAAGAAAUAGCGACUAGAACACACUUAGAGAAUCUACAAUACAAGAAAUAGCGACAAGAACACACUUAGAGAAUCUACAAUGAAAUAGCGACAAGAACACACUUAGAGCCUACCAUCCAAGAAAUAGCGACAAAUAAAGCGCACCCAAAAGAAAAAAAACUGGCGCUGCAGUUCAAUAAGAGUUCCUAAAGUGAAUUUCUUUUAAGAGAGGAGUUCAUAAAUCUUAUUUGUGACGAUUGCUUCUUACCGGCCAUGAGUGCAAGCAGCCUUUAAUCUGAUCUUUUAGACUUUCACAAUGAACAUACUACCGUGGUUAACAAUAUUUUCUGCUUAAAUACAGCGACAAAAAUACGUAAAACGCCCAGUGGAUUACUUCUUCCAGUCAUUAUUUUUAGAUUAUACAUCGUUAAUUUGUAGCUACUUACAUUAACACAUUUCUCUACAAAGAGUGUUUCGAAUGCUUCAAAAAGUUUACGGUUUUCUUUGCCUUUUCUCGUCCAGAUUUAAGUGGACACCUUUUCUCGCGCGCUUUGAGUCGUGAGAUUGCGUGUAUGAUAUUUAGUAAGUAAAUCCCUUCUGGCUGGGUAUCGGCGGAUAAUGUCCAA
Messenger RNA from Nematostella vectensis (starlet sea anemone), 2436 nucleotides. RefSeq names its product protein arginine N-methyltransferase HSL7. The record is from RefSeq and is a predicted model, not a curated record. Gene Ontology annotation, biological process: regulation of DNA-templated transcription. The transcript is spliced from 5 exons. Gene Ontology annotation, cellular component: nucleus; cytosol. The coding region runs from base 150 to 1631 and encodes 493 amino acids. NCBI's taxonomy places the organism in Eukaryota, Metazoa, Cnidaria, Anthozoa, Actiniaria, Edwardsiidae.